CCUCCUCCGCAGUCUCUGCCGCUGGCUCCUGGAGGCGCUGGCCGGCGGUGGCAGGCAGCCUCUGGCCCUGGCAGUCAGCGAGGCUCCUGGCAGCAGCGCCCCCAUCCUCCCUCCGUCCCCAGCGUCGGUGACCACCUCGCGGGAGCGCUUUGAUUCCUACUGGGCAGCGCCCUAGGGACUGAAUAAGCUUCACAGGUUCUGGAGGCCACCCUAUAUGCUUACCCUGCACCACUCUGACCCCUGCCUCCAUCUUCACAGCUCCUUCUCACUCCGGGCCCUCCUACCUUCUUAGAAGGAUCCCUGUGAUUACAUUGGGCUCACCUGGACAACCCAAGCUAACCACAUCUCAGAAUCCUUGAUCCCAUGUGCAAAUCUUUCACCAUGACAAGAGAGAAGAACACAAUGGAAAAGACGCUACUGUGGUUGAUAUUUCUCACGCUUGGGUGGCCCCUCACUGGUGGGUCAGAGAUGGAGCAGGAUUUUAUGUGGCGCCUGAGAAAAGUACCCCGGGUUGUCAGCGACAGGACUUUCCAUCUCACCAGCCCCACGUUUGAGGCCGAGGCCAAGAUGGUGUUAAAGAAAGUGUGUGGCAUUGAGUGCCAGAAAGAACUCCCCGCUCCCAGCCUCUCUGACCUGGAAGAUUCUCUCUCCUACGAGACUGUCUUUGAGGAUGGCACCCGGACCCUGACCAGAGUGAAAGUGCAAGGUCUGGACCUGGAGCCCACGCCAAACACCACCGCCAGAGGGGCAUCGGCCAGGAGAAAGAGGCAGGUGUAUGGCACAGACAGCAGGUUCAGCAUCUUGGACAAAAGAUUCCUCACCAACUUCCCUUUCAACACAGCCGUGAAGCUCUCCACCGGCUGCAGUGGCGUUCUCGUGUCCCCCAAGCACGUUCUGACCGCUGCCCACUGUGUGCACGACGGGACGGACUAUGUGAAAGGGAGUAGAAAGCUGAGGGUAGGGCUGCUGAAGAUGAGAAAUAAAGGAGGUGGCAAGAAACGUAGGGGUUCCAGGAGGAGUAGGAGAGAAGCCAAUGGUGAUGACCAGAGAGAGGGCAGCAAAGAGAAUCUGAAGGAGGCAGCCAAGGCGGGAAGGAGGAGAAAGAACUCUGCUGGGGGUCAGAGGGGCGCUGAGGGCGGGCCCUCCUUCCAGUGGACCCGGGUCAAGAACACCCACAUCCCCAAAGGCUGGGCCACGGGAGGGCGAGGGGCCGCCGCCUUGGACUACGACUACGCUCUUCUGGAGCUGAAACGUGCUCACAAAAAGAAAUACAUGGACCUAGGAAUCAGCCCGGCCCUCAGGAAGCUGCCCGGGGGCAUGAUCCACUUCUCCGGCUUUGAUCAGGACAGAGCUGAUCAGCUGGUCUACCGGUUUUGCAGCGUGUCCGAGGAGUCCAACGACCUCCUCUAUCAAUACUGCGAUGCCCAGCCGGGCUCCACCGGCUCCGGGGUCUACCUGCGUCUGAAAGAGCCGGACCAGCAUUGGAAGCGCAAGAUCAUCGCGGUCUAUUCCGGCCACCAGUGGGUGGACGUGCAGGGCGAGCAGAAGGACUACAACGUGGCGGUGCGCAUCACGCCCCUCAAGUACGCGCAGCUGUGCCUCUGGAUCCGCGGGGAGGACGCCGACUGUACUCACGGGUAACGGCAACCCCACACCAGGCCACGGACGACCUAAGUCGCAGGGGAAACCAGUUCCGAUGAUUGUGGCAAGACCACCUCACGGCGUGUGCCUGGACACGAACUCUAUUAAUAGCAUUUCAAUAUUUUUAUAAAUUUACUUUUGUCAAAAGGAGAUUUUCCUGCAUGUAAAACGGUUUAGGUAAAGUUAUUGAUGGGCAUUUCCAUGCCAAGUAUAUAUUCUUCUUCACAUGGUGGUAAGUUUGGUUUGUGCAAAGUAAUUUUUUUCCUGCUAGCCUUCUUAAAAAUUAGACACUCUUUAAAACUUCAAGCUGGUCCUAUAAACAAUGUGAUUUCUCAAUGGAGUUAUUCUCAGGGUCCUACCCCAAGAAGAAUCUACUGUGGUGCUGGGUGCCAAGUAAAGGUGAAACGGCAGAUACAGAGGCGGACAGUCACAUUUCAAAUCGAAUUAGAGACAAACAUUCACAACACUUAGGACUACUCUGAGGUGGACCCAUUCAGUGCAUGCCCUCAGUGUUUAUAUUGCUUUCUCUUGGGUCUGAGAAACUUUAGUUUUUUGUUAGUUUUGUUUUUUUAAGAAUUACAAGGAAUAGCUUUAUCAACAAAACUGUCAACUAUUGUACUGCUUUGAAAAAUAUCGACUGAAGUGUGCAUAGUUUAAAAUGAAAGAAAUACUUCAUCCUAGGAAAUAAAUCUAGUUUAAAAAUAGGGAAGCCGAGUAUGGGAGGGGGGUUCUCCCCCCCCACCCCCCGCCAACGCAGAGAG
Messenger RNA from Myotis daubentonii (Daubenton's bat), 2402 nucleotides. It is a transcript of the gene PRSS35, whose product is annotated as serine protease 35. Gene Ontology annotation, biological process: proteolysis. The record is from RefSeq and is a predicted model, not a curated record. Gene Ontology annotation, molecular function: serine-type endopeptidase activity. NCBI's taxonomy places the organism in Eukaryota, Metazoa, Chordata, Mammalia, Chiroptera, Vespertilionidae.